Pleuronectes platessa (European plaice) is the source of this 2753-nucleotide messenger RNA. RefSeq names its product myoneurin (gene mynn). The transcript has 9 exons. Gene Ontology annotation, cellular component: nucleus. NCBI's taxonomy places the organism in Eukaryota, Metazoa, Chordata, Actinopteri, Pleuronectiformes, Pleuronectidae. Gene Ontology annotation, biological process: regulation of transcription by RNA polymerase II. The record is from RefSeq and is a predicted model, not a curated record. Bases 148 to 2352 code for a protein of 734 amino acids. Gene Ontology annotation, molecular function: DNA-binding transcription factor activity, RNA polymerase II-specific; protein binding; RNA polymerase II cis-regulatory region sequence-specific DNA binding.
UCUUGAGCUCCUCUUCGCACGACCUCUCGCGAGAGCCGUGACGUCACGGCUAAUGGCAGCAGCGGAUGUCCGCAGAACCACUUCACCAGAGAGCCGGAAGCUGGGGCACACAUUCUCAGGAUCACUUACUCCACUGAGACAGCAGCGAUGACUCAUGUCACCGGCCACGGGAAGCUGCUCCUGCAGCGUCUUCACCAGCAGCGGGAGAUGGACUUCCUGUGUGACAUCACCAUCAUGGUGAGAGAAGUGGAGUUCAGAGCUCACCGCAACAUCCUGGCUGCGUUCAGCAAGUACUUCUCCUCCCAGGCUGCCAAAGGUCAAGAUGUCACGACCUUGGACCCUGACAAGGUCAGCCGCUACGCGCUGGAGAAGCUGUUGGAGUUUAUCUACACUGGACAGAUGAACCUCAGCAGCACCAGACAAGCAGCCGUGAGACAAGCUGCUGGCUUCCUGGGAAUGCCCGAGGCCAUAAAGUAUCUGGAGGAAACGCCCAACUGGUCCGAGCUGGGCGAAACGUCCCAAUCAGAGGCAGAUAAAGAAACUGGUCUCUCUCCUCCCAGUCCAGGCUCUCCUGGAAGCCCCAGCUCCCCAGUUCCCCUGUCAAUCGUCUCCACUACAGGGGGGUGGGAUGAGGCGGGGAAGAACGGCAAAGAGCCGGAUGAGGAGGCAAAACAUUUGGACGAGGAAGAGAGAAACAAAAGUGAUGAAGAGUACACUCCCAAGGCCGCGGGACGUGGACAGGGCCGGAAGAGAGGACGCCCCAAGCGCCUCAGUGGAGAGCAGACGGAGGCCAGCAGCUCGGCUGAUGGAGCCCCCAAAACCCAGAGCUACAGAGGGAGAGGCCGGGGGAGGGGGAGAGGAAGAGGAAGGGGACGUGGGAGGGGGAGAGGAAGAGGAGUUUCUUCAAGAGAAGAUGCGUCUAUGGAAGAUUCUGACACGAGUGUGAAGGACUUUGGAGACAUGUCCGCGGACUGGAGCCCCUCACAGGACGAGGAGUGUCCGACCAAGAAGCCUCGACUGAGCAGCGGCGAGGGGCGGGGCCGCGGGAGGGGGCGGGGCAGAGGGAGGGGCAGGGGCCGCGGCAGGAGGAGGGUUGUGAAGGUGGAGGAGGAGGAAGAGGAGGAGGAGGAGGAGGAUGAUGAAGAGGAGAGUGGCUCGCUGGGAGCUGAUGAUGACAAUGAUGACUUUGGUGAUGAGGAAGGUGAGCUCGGGGAUCAGGAUCCGUCAGAAACAGACGAGAUGAUGCUGUCGUGCACCGAGUGCAACAAACUGUUCAAAGACGCCAGCAGCCUGCACCGGCACGAGAAGAUCCACAAGGGCCUGAAGCCCUUCGUCUGCAUCUUCUGCUCCAAGAAGUUCAGACAGGCCACACAGCUGAAGACCCACCUGCGCAUCCACACAGGUGAGAAGCCGUUCAACUGCUCUGAAUGUGACAAGUGCUUUGCUCAGAAGUGUCAGCUGGUGGCUCAUCGCCGGAUGCACCACGGGGAGGAGAAGCCGUUCACCUGCGAGCGCUGCGGCUUCAAGUUCGCCACGUCGUCCAACUACAAGAUCCACAUCAGACUGCACAGCGGGGAGAAACCCUACGUGUGCGACAUCUGUGGUCAGGCCUUCGCUCAGUCCAGCACGCUGACCUAUCACAAGCGCCGCCACACGGGAGAGAAGCCGUACCAGUGUGACCGCUGUGGCAUGUCCUUCUCCGUGUCCUCGUCCCUCAUCUCACACGCCAGGAAACACACCGGUGAGACGCCGUACAAAUGUCCGACGCCAAAGUGUGACGCCCGCUUUGCCACGUCUUCUGACUUAAAGAAACACAUGAGACGACAUCACCCGGAGGGGAGCAGCGGCGUGCAGUGUCUUCUGUGUGGAAACCGGUUUGCCAGCGUGAAGAACAUGAUCAAGCACCAGGAGAAGGCUCACGCUGAUGAAGUGCGGCAACACAAGGAGAGAGCCAGAGCUGUCGUCCUCCUGGCCUCCAGUCACCCGAUGGCCUUCGUCCAGAACAAACUCUCCCAGGAGAACAAAAGCUUGGCGUCCAUAUCUGAAGGAGAGCCGACCAACCCUGAGCCCCCCACCCCCAGCCCCAAAGCCCCGCCUCCCCCCACAGAGGCCCCCGGCACCACCGAGUCGGACGACAUCAUCCAGAGCUUGAAGGCGGAGCCGGCCGACCUCCCCAUCGCCAGCGCCUCCGACCAGGUGACCUUCGACGCCGACCAGGAGCAGACCAUCAACUCGGACACCCUCCACGCUCUGGUGGAGCAGCUGCGGCCCCCACCCUCCCCCGCCCAGAGUCUGGAGCAGAUCGUCAUCAUCAGGACGGUGGACACUGAGAACACCCCCCCCCAGCAGUGAGGCCCGGUCGGAGCUCACUGAGGGAACGUUUCUCUUUUUAACACCAAGCGUCUGUGUCCGGGCUCCAGUUCAGUGUUAUAUCAAACCGGCUUCAACCGGCUGGAUCAUAGGGGAGUGAAGGAGAAAAGUGGGUUUAACAACUCGGGUCUUAUUUUAUAGUUUUGUUCAUCGUCUCGUCUCGGUCAGGAAACAAAUCUAACUUGAAAGGAAACUGGGAUUUUGGAACAUGAUAGAAUCCAGAAAAACGAUCAGGAUGUAAAAAUUAAAUCUGUUUCAAACAAACUUCGUGUUAAUCCUGGUCUACGUUCAACUUCCUGAGCUGCAGGUGUGGGCGGAGUUUCCUGGUUCAGUGUCGGAUUAGAGCAGAUUUAUAAUAAAGUGGUUUAAUUAAUCUGGAUAAA